Messenger RNA from Pseudophryne corroboree (corroboree frog), 3866 nucleotides. It is a transcript of the gene PPFIBP1, whose product is annotated as PPFIA binding protein 1. The record is from RefSeq and is a predicted model, not a curated record. Lineage: Eukaryota; Metazoa; Chordata; Amphibia; Anura; Myobatrachidae. The transcript is spliced from 29 exons. Gene Ontology annotation, biological process: neuromuscular junction development. Gene Ontology annotation, cellular component: presynaptic active zone. Bases 221 to 3358 code for a protein of 1045 amino acids. Gene Ontology annotation, molecular function: protein binding.
CUGCAAGCCACGUCCAGGAGAGGAUGAGGAGCUGCAGACGCUCUCCCUGUGAUAUAGAGGAGAGCGUUCCGUCCACCCUCUGACAAGCCGCCACUUCCCUCCCGGCCCCCUGUUCCUCUGCUCAGUGCAGCACAAAGCCCGUCUCCUCGUGGAUGCUGCCUGCCAGGGCUCAGGGGGACCUCUGAGAUAUGCUCUGGCCCCACCGUCGGGACGCUGCAGAAUGAUGAACGACGCAAGUGAUAUGCUAGCCGCGGCCUUGGAGCAAAUGGACGGGAUCAUAGCUGGCUCCAAGGCGCUGGAGUAUUCCAAUGGCAUAUUUGAUUGUCAGUCACCGACCUCGCCUUUCAUGGGGAGCUUACGCGUCCUCCACCUCAUCGAGGACCUGCGCGGCAUGCUGGAAAUGAUGGACACGGAUGAGAGAGAGGGCCUAAGGUGCCAAGUGCCAGAUUCCACCGCCCAUGACUUAGUGGAGUGGCUGCAGAAUGAGAUGGUGGUCAAUGGUCACAUCUCUGGGACAGGAGACAUCUACCAGGAGAGGCUGUCUCGUCUGGAGAAUGACAAAGAGUCGCUAGUACUGCAGGUGAGCGUCCUGACUGACCAGGUGGAAGCGCAGGGCGAGAAGAUUCGGGACCUGGAAUUCUGCCUAGAGGAACACAGAGAGAAGCUGAAUUCAACCGAAGAAAUGUUACAGCAGGAGUUAAUAAGUAGAACGUCCCUGGAAACGCAGAAACUAGACCUAAUGGCGGAGAUCUCUACUCUGAAACUGAAGCUGACAACGAUAGAGAAGGACCGGGGGGAAUUUGAAGACAGAUACAAAGACACAGAGUCUCUCCAUAAGGUUAUAGCAGAAUUAAGGUAUCAGAUGGAGAAACUGGAGGUGGAAUUGGCGUUGUUUCAAGACAAGAGGUUACAGUAUGGUGAUCAGGAGGGUUUGGUGCAGGAGAUGAAUGAAUUGCGACUCCGAGUGGUGGAAAUGGAGAAUGAACGGACACAGUAUGAGAAGAAACUCAAAUCCACCAAGUCUUUAAUGGCCAAGCUUUCUAGCAUGAAAAUCAAAGUGGGUCAGAUGCAGUAUGAGAAGCAGCGGAAGGAAUAUAAAUGCCAGAGUCUAAAGGAUGAGCUGGAGAUGUUAAAGGAGGAAUUGGAGCAGAAAGAGACGGACAUCAGAAGGUUACAAGACAACGUGGACUCCCCUGUGGGGACAGAGAGUAAAGGAGCGGUUGAUAGAGAUACGGAGGUGCAGAAGAUGAAGAAAGCUGUGGAAUCACUAAUGGCUGCCAAUGAAGAGAAGGACAGGAAGAUUGAGGAGCUCAGACAGUCUCUGAACAGGUAUAAGAAGGUCCAGGAUAUGGUAGUAAUGGCGCACGGUAAGAAAGGCAAAGAUGUGGAAAGUGACGACUCUGUCAUAUCGGGGUCCAAUUCCCUGUUGUUUGACCCCAAUGUAUUAAGCGAUGCUGAAAAGUCUCCCUCACCCCCAAUGUUCUCGCUCUCCCCCAGCCCAGAAGAGGUGUCUUCUGGUACAGAGUCUACAUUGGAAGUGCACACGAGCGUGCUGCAGGUUACCAUCCCCUCGUUUCCAUCAGCUCAGAUGUUCCAGAACCAAACCGAAACGGCGAAAACUUCCGCAAGAGAGGAGCCCUCCUCACCAGGCGCCAGUGAGGUGAAGCCGAGUGACUUACCUGCCGAGGCCUGGUCGGAAGAACAGCCUGUGUCUCUCGUGAAGAAGUCGAGCAGUUUAGACAACCUGAAGAAGUCUUCGCCGCGGAAACCAUCUUCCCCAGACUCCGGCAAGUUUGAAACCCUUCCGCCGAGACCCCCGGCGCACGCAGCGACGGUAGGGGAAGAGGAAUGUUUUGGGACCCGUAAAACCAGGUCGUCAUUUGGACGAGGAUUUUUCAAAAUCAAGAAUACGAAUAAGAAGACGGCAAGCACCCCAAACCUAGAUCGCAGCCGAAGUGCGAGCGCCCCCACCUUAGCAGAGACGGAAAAGGGCUCCGCUGACCACCUGGACCUGGCCGUUUCCUCGCCGCGCUCGCAGGACGGGUCCCCAUCCUCUCCCGACUCCAAGAAAAAGCCGAGGGGGAUUAAGAAGCUGUUUGGGAGGCUGAAGAGGAGUCAGUCAACUACUUUAAACCAAGACGAGGACCUGCCCGAGGAGGAAUUUAAGAGGGGAGGGACCAGAUCCACUGCUGGGCCGAGACUGGGCUGGUCCCGAGAUCUUGGCCAAACGCAAAGUGAUCUGGACACUCCCUUUGCCAAGUGGACGAAGGAGCAGGUGUGUAACUGGCUGCGGGACCAGGGUCUGGGGAGCUACGUGAAUAACUGCAAGCAGUGGAUCGUAUCCGGGCAGACCUUACUGCACGCAUCCCAGCAGGACCUUGAGAAGGAGCUGGGCAUUAAACACCCGUUACACCGUAAGAAGCUCCAGCUGGCGCUGCAGUCGUUGGGGUCUGAAGACGAGAGUAAUUAUGGGAAGUUAGACUACAAGUGGGUUACACGGUGGCUGGACGACAUUGGCUUACCUCAGUACAAGACCCAGUUUGACGACGCAAAGGUUGACGGGCGAAUGCUUCACUACAUGACGGUGGAUGAUUUGCUGUCUCUGAAGGUCGCCAGCGUCCUGCACCAUCUCAGUAUAAAGCGAGCCAUCCAGGUCCUGCGGAUCAACAGCUUCGAGUCCAACUGUCUCCGUAGGAGACCCUCUGAAGAGAGUAACAUCACGCCGUCCGAGGUCGCGCAGUGGACCAAUCACCGCGUCAUGGAAUGGCUGCGCUCCGUGGACCUAGCGGAAUACGCUCCUAACCUGAGGGGCAGCGGUGUACACGGUGGUCUUAUGGUCCUUGAGCCCCGCUUUAACGUGGAGACGAUGGCGCAGCUUCUUAAUAUCCCCCCAAACAAGACCCUCCUACGGCGGCACUUGGCGACUCAUUUCAACCUCCUGGUCGGUCAGCAAGCGCAGCUCCAGAAACAGGAAGCGCUGUCCUCGCCUGAGUACUUGCUGCUGACUGCGACGGCCAAGGUCAAGCCAAAGAAACUGGCUUUCAGCAACUUUGGAACUCUGCGUAAGAAAAAGCACGAGGAGAAUGAGGAGUACGUCUGCCCCAUGGAGCUUGGACAGUCUGCCAACAGUAUAAUCAAACCCUUCCGAGCUGGCUUAGACCUUCGGAUGUUGGACGAUGAAGAUUUAGACAGGUUGGAACAGAUGGAAGACUCAGAAGGAACUGUAAGGCAAAUUGGGGCGUUUUCAGAAGGCAUCAACAACCUGACGUUUACGUGCCAGCUGGAUUCUGGAAGGGGCAGGCUGCGCCUAUGGGCCGUUCUUUUUACUUUCAGUGUUGCUAAAAUAAAAAAUAAAUAAAUAAGUAAAUAAAAAAAAAAUGGGAAUAGAUGACGGAACAGCUGAUUCCCAUCCCUGACAUCCAGACCUCUGUUUUCCACGCUGCGCGUUUCGCCCUGUUUAUAUUUAUCCUGUUUUGUACUUUUAUUUAUGACACUGAUGUGUUUAUGAGAGGGCUGGCACUACUUACACUUACACUACGGUUAGUCCAGCUGACGGGUGUUACGGGAAUUUUUAUAUUGUAGCGUGUAUCUGUGACCAGUAUGAUGCAUGCCGAUUUUGACAUAUCCACGCUGCGUCACAUAUACUAUGUAUAAGCAGAAAGCACCAAUUUCUGGGUGCUCCAGGCCUGCCGAUGGAACGCGCGGGAGCCCGAAGGUUUGUGCGGUUUAAAAGUUAGGACUUUUUUAAGGAUUUCCAGAAGUUAACAUAACACUAUGAAGUGGCUUUUCGUGUGUACUAGAACAUACAACAGAUGUUAACGUGUCAAUCUAUGUAUUUGAUCUAAUAAAAGCUCAUGUUUAACUAG